AGGUCCUACUGCUCUUCAGUGCACAGUUUCUCUCUCCAAAUUGAAAGUUGUGUGUGUAGCUUUGGUGUCGAGGUUAAAUCAAGCCGACAUUGCUUGUGCAGGCUGAAAAGCCCUGGCUGGAGAUUGGGGGAUGGAGGGGAAUGAAAUGGAUCAAGAUGAGUCUAGGAAUGAAAUUGAAACAGAUGGACCUGAGCUGCCUGUUUUGGAUUUAUUUAUACGGCUGGAUUAAAGGCGAGUGUGUGUGUGCGUGCGUGCGUGCGUGUGUGUGUGUGUGAGUGAUUGAGAGAUACACUCCUGCUUGUGUCGGGAGUGACCGUCACACAUCCCCCGUAGAGGUCACUGUGGUGACCAAAAUCCUCCCGUCAUCAGUGGAGCAGAGUGGGAGUGGGGAUCCGUCGCUUCUUUUCCACUUUUUCUCUCCGAGAGGCCGAGGGAAGACGCACAGCAGCCUCCUCCCACCAUGGCCUUCGUCAAGAGAGUGCGCUCCCCCUCCCUGUCCUUCUUCCAGACGGUGGUGUCCCUCCUGCUGAGCACCGUGGCCCUCACCUCUUCCUUCUGGUGCUCGGGUCAGCAGAAGGUGCCCAAGCCUCUCUGCACGGCCACCAAGUUCACGCGGUGCAUCCCCGUGCCGGGCGUGUCCAACACCUCCAACAUCCAGUUCUUCUGGGAGACGGGCGACGACCGCUUCGUCUUCCCGAACUUUCACACCGGCCUGUUCAUCAUCUGCGAGGAGAACAUCUACGUGGACGAAUGGGAGGAGAAAUGUCGAUGGUUUUACAGUUUGACUCCCGAAUCAGAGGAAGCAAUGAUUUGGCUGUGUCUCACGUUGGAGUUCAUGUACGUCGGCCUGCUGCUGGUCAGCUGCCUACUGCUGUCCGCCCAGCUGUGCAUCACGGCCUGGUUUCCCUCCACGCUGCGCUGGGGCCAGAUGCUCAACGCCUUUGCGGCGGUCUUCACGGUCUUGGGAGGUCUUCUUGGGAUGGUGGGUCACAUGAUGUUCAUGCAGGUGUUUCAGACCACGGUUUCAAUGGGACCAGAAGACUUUAAACCUCACAGCUACGGCUACUCCUGGGCAUUCUAUUUGGUGUGGCUAGCCUUCACCGUGUGCAUGGCGGCGGGCGUCUCCACCCUGAACAACUACACCAAGAAGGUCCUGAUGGUGGGGCCCAGGAGUAGCUCCAGCCUCAACCCCUGCAGCUUUAACUUCAUGGGCCUCCUGCCACCCGCUCCCCACUACACCCCCCCAAACCUGCCCGUCACCCUGUCCGCCCCUCUGCCUGCCCCCGUGAUCUCCCACCUGUCUCCCUACUACGAGCCUCCGCCGCCCGCUUCGCCGAGGCUCACCCACUCCCACUCACUUCCCCUGACUCACUCGGACUCCUUCCCUCCUCCCCCGCACCGCCCGGCACCCGCGUCCCCGUUCCACCGCCUCUCCCUGUCCUCCCCGUCUCUCUCGCCUUCCAUCUCCGUUCACAGGAUGCUUCCGGGACGCGCGGAGCAUCCCUUCGAUCGGGACGAGGAUUACAGCCCGCUUUGAACUCUGCAAAAGUGCAUCUCGGCAAAUCAGAGUAUCGUCAAUAACUUGUGAAACGCAUCACAUUUCAACACUUUUGGCCAAAAAAGACUUGUGUUUAACAAGGAUGGUAGGUUAGGUUUUGGUUGAAGACUACAGAGUUGACCAGGAAACAGCCAUUAACUCAACAGCAACCUUUCUGUUCACUGAGCACUCUGUCCAAGGAUUUUGAUGGAAAAUUGAGUGGAAGGAAAAAAGUCUGACACAGCGAACCUGAAUAAAAUCAGCUGCUAUUCUUUCAACCCUUUAGAAUCCACGUGAAAGUAAAUUCGGUCUCCCUGUAAAAAUAUCGAUCAAAAAUUUACAUCUGUGCAGUUAAACAUAAUUGAUUUGCAAUAAGCAUACAAUUGUAAAGUUUGAAACAACCAGAAAAUUUAGAUUCUUUUUUUUUAUUUAUCAUUUUUAUGUAACUGCUUAUGAAGUGUUGAAGGUGCAGACUGGAAAAUACAACGAAACUGCAAAAUGUAACCGUCCACUUCUAUUACAAAUUUGAUUUAAAAGAAAAAUAUCUCAAAAAUAACUUUUCUGGACAUAUUUUUGUCCCGCGGUUUUCCACAUUUAUCCAUUUUCUUUCAACAUCCAGUCAUCAUCAGUGAGGACUCAGAUGAAAGCAAUCCUUUGUUAUAUGCUGAAGUGUAAUUAAUGCCAUAUCAAUACAAUAAAAUAGUAAGUUACCUUGCAGAAUUUGAGAUUUUAGACAAUCAUUUUCUUCACGUUUCCUCUCUCCAAUCAACUUCUAAAGUUUAGUUCUUUGAAAAUUUUUUGGAUUUUUUCCCCUUUUCUUCCCAGCUUCAUUUUCAGCUUCAUUCGUCCUGAAAUAAGGGCCGCCUGUCUAAACACAGAACGAAUGACCUCGUCUCUGUUUGAACUCAGACGAAUGUCUUGGUGUGAACCGUCGAUCCUG
Molecule: messenger RNA, 2477 nt
Organism: Poeciliopsis prolifica (blackstripe livebearer)
Lineage: Eukaryota; Metazoa; Chordata; Actinopteri; Cyprinodontiformes; Poeciliidae
Product: germ cell-specific gene 1-like protein
Exons: 6
Coding region: 461-1537 (358 amino acids)
Cellular component (GO): plasma membrane
Source: RefSeq, a predicted model, not a curated record